AUGACAGACGUUGAAAUCCGCCGAGCUGUUCAACACUGUUUGUUAUAUCCUGGUUUGCCGUGUUUUGGAUAUAUAACAGAGAAGCGAGUUGUUCCUGUUUCACACGCGCCACUCCUUCCUCCAUUUUCGGAAAUAAUUUAUACCGACAUUUCUGAGAUGGGAGUUACAGCGAUGUAUGUGGCCGACAAUUCUGGCUUAUUACCGAAGUCGUUUUCAUCGUUUGCUGCGCAGAAGGGAAUAGCAAUUAUUUAUGUCGUCUCACUGUACAACCCUGAAAAACGAAUCCAAAAAUUCAGCUUGAAAGAAAAGAACUGGAAGAGCGAAACUCUAACAGUGGAUUUGACUAACACAGUGGCAGACAAAGGAAUGAUAGAGUAUGAGGCCAUAUUUGAAGGCUCAAAGUAA
Entamoeba invadens IP1 is the source of this 405-nucleotide messenger RNA. RefSeq lists its product as hypothetical. The transcript is spliced from 2 exons. Bases 1 to 405 code for a protein of 134 amino acids. Lineage: Eukaryota; Evosea; Mastigamoebida; Endamoebidae. The record is from RefSeq and is a predicted model, not a curated record.